This is a messenger RNA of Ictalurus punctatus (channel catfish), 1334 nucleotides long. RefSeq lists its product as uncharacterized. NCBI's taxonomy places the organism in Eukaryota, Metazoa, Chordata, Actinopteri, Siluriformes, Ictaluridae. The record is from RefSeq and is a predicted model, not a curated record. The transcript has 5 exons. The coding region runs from base 259 to 939 and encodes 226 amino acids.
UUCAGUUUCUGGAAGCGCGCGCCCCCCGGAAAUAAACUUUCAUACAGACAGUAAACAAGAUUUAUAUACACGUACACACGUACACACACAUACACACACUCACAUUCACUCACACUCACUCACACUCACUAUUCCAGCUGCUGCUCCAGCCAAACACGGGAGUUUCUUUUGGCUGAAUGACUCAGUGUGACGAAGAGUGAGCAACACUAAAGCAGGACACUGACUGUGAAACACAGCGAGACACACAGCGAGUGUGAGAUGGAGGAAGCGUACACGGCUUUGUAUCAGGAGUUUCUCCGUCUGCAGUUACUGUGUCUAAAACAGGCUGAAAUGUUGCAACACCUCACCGAGGCACUGAGAAGGCAACAAGGUGUGGCUCCUGUCUUUAAUGGGGAUUUUGAAGACUUGUAUUCUGAGCCGGUUCAGUACAGACGUGACGGAUUGGGGACGUUCACCCGCGCAGAGGACCGAGCGCAUGCAGCUCACACACACAAACAAGUGGCUCACACACACACCCCUGCUGCUCAAACACCCCCCCCUGCUUUACUCCCCGCAGGUAUUACAGGAGAUUCUGUAGUUUCCCCACUUGCUGGAGCUUUGAACAGACUGUACCUGGAGCCUGUGCAGGAGAAGGUGGAGGUUGAUAGAGCGGCAGCAGCGUCAGGACAGUGUGAGACAGAGGAACGCAGUAUUCUGGAUGAGUUACGACAGGUUCAGCAGCGCUGGUACAGCAGCCAAACACCUAAACAACAACAACAACAACGGCGGCCGUGGUCAUCGUCGUUCCUGACCAGCGAGAUGCUGAGCGAGGCGGGCGGGAUGCUGAUGUCUCGCAUCACGCUGCACUCUCAGGUUUGCGAGUUCUGCCACGCCGUGUUUCCUGGACACACCACCACCAGGGGAGAUUUCCUCCGCCAUCUCACCACACACAUCUCCUGACACUUUACACUUGUCUAAGGUAGACGCUAGCAGGUCAUACAGUGCGUCGUAGGUGAGACUGUUACGUUUAAACACAGUUCAUGUUAAAGGUUUUUAUGCUGCAUGAGUCAUUGAAAUCAUUUUACUACAAGCAUUAUGUUUAUUAAGGCCUCUGUUACUUUUAAAAGAACAAAUGUGUCUAAUUAAUCAAAUGUAAAAUGCUAAAUACCAAAAAAGCUUAUCUCUUUAGCUUAAACAGUUUUUGCCAAUUUGAGUUGUAUGAUAUUAAAUCAUAAUUUAUGUGUAGAUUUACUUUAUCACAUGGAGAAAUAAUACUAUCUUAUACUUAUACUGAACCAGUGUACUAAGCAUAGUACAAUUUCUUUCUGCAUUAAACCAGCACUGAGACUACUGUA